GAAGAACACCGGAGAUGCUGCCCGCCGUGGUCAGAGUACUGCGGCUGCUGCCACGCCUGAGACGAGGCCAAUUCCUAGUCCUGCGUUCAACCAGGCAAGCAGUCUGGAUGAUGUGCAACCGCUCCAUGGUUCAAAGCUCCCAGCUAUGGAUGACUCGUACGUUUCUGCUCCUCCUUGAGCUCGAAUAGUCUCCAACCAGAAGCAUAUCCUCGAUACUGACUUGGAGCGAUUUUGUACAGCUUCGUCGGCCUGAGCGGCGGAGAGAUCUUCCACGAAAUGAUGCUUCGACAGGGUGUUAAGCAUGUUUUUGGUUAUCCCGGUGGUGCCAUUCUCCCCGUGUUCGAUGCCAUCUACAACUCCAAGCAUUUCGAAUUCGUUCUUCCCCGGCAUGAGCAGGGUGCUGGACAUAUGGCUGAGGGUUACGCACGAGCUUCGGGUCUCCCUGGUGUCGUGCUUGUGACCUCCGGUCCAGGUGCUACUAACGUCAUCACGCCGAUGCAGGACGCCCUCUCGGACGGAACCCCCUUGGUUGUCUUUUGCGGCCAGGUGCCAACGAGCGCCAUUGGCACCGAUGCUUUCCAGGAAGCUGAUGUUGUCGGUAUCUCGCGGGCCUGCACCAAAUGGAACGUCAUGGUCAAGGACGUAGCCGAGUUGCCUCGACGCAUCAAAGAGGCAUUCGAGAUUGCUACCACUGGUCGCCCCGGUCCCGUCCUCGUGGACUUGCCCAAGGACGUUACCGGCGGUAUCUUGCGCAAGGCAAUUCCCUUGACGAGCACCCUGCCCUCUUACCCUAGUGCGGCCACCCUGGCAGCUCGUGAGCUGAGCAAGGUGCAGCGGGACGGUGCCGUCAAGCGCGUAGCCGAACUCAUCAACAUUGCCAAGAAACCUGUCAUCUAUGCUGGACAGGGUGUCAUUGCUCUGCCCGAGGGCCCCAAGCUGCUCAAGGAGCUUGCCGACAAGGCUUGCAUCCCUGUCACCACCACCUUGCAGGGUCUUGGUGGCUUCGACGAGCUGGACGAGAAGUCCUUGUACAUGUUGGGUAUGCACGGUUCGCCCUUCGCCAACAUGGCAAUUCAAGAGGCCGAUCUCAUCAUUGCGCUUGGCGCUCGAUUCGACGACCGUGUUACCCUUAACGUGACCAAGUUCGCUCCUCAGGCGAAGCUGGCUGCCGCGGAGAAGCGCGGUGGCAUUGUUCACUUCGAGAUCAUGCCCAAGAACAUCAACAAGGUCGUCCAGGCGACCGAGGCCGUUGAGGGUGAUGUGGCUGCCAAUUUGGCUCUCCUUUUGCCUCAAGUCAAGGAAAAACCGACGCGCCCAGAGUGGUUCGCGCAGAUCAACGACUGGAAGAAGCGAUUCCCUAUGAACUACGAAAAGGCCACCCCCGAUGGGCUCAUCAAGCCGCAAUCCGUCAUUGAGGAGCUUAGCCGACAGACCGAGCACAUGAAGGACCGCACCAUUAUCGCUACCGGUGUCGGCCAGCAUCAGAUGUGGGCCGCGCAGCAUUUCCGCUGGCGACACCCCCGCACUAUCGUGACCUCUGGUGGUCUCGGCACCAUGGGUUAUGGUCUACCGGCCGCCAUUGGCGCCAAGGUCGCUCGGCCCGAUGCCCUGGUUAUCGACAUUGAUGGUGACGCCUCGUUCAACAUGACCCUGACCGAGCUUUCAACCGCGGCGCAGUUCAACAUUGGUGUUAAGGUCAUUGUCCUAAACAAUGAGGAACAGGGAAUGGUCACUCAGUGGCAGAAUCUCUUCUACGAGGACCGCUAUGCCCACACUCACCAAAAGAACCCAGACUUUGUGAAGCUGGCGGAGGCUAUGGACGUCCAGGCCCAGCGUGUCCUCGCCCCUGAGGAUGUGCCCGCUAAGCUCGACUGGCUCAUCAACAGCGACGGCCCUGCUCUUCUGGAAGUGGUCACCGACAAGAAGGUGCCUGUGCUCCCCAUGGUUCCGGCUGGUAAGGGUCUGCACGAGUUCAUGGUCUACGAUGAGGCCAAGGAUAAGGAGCGGAAAGCCCUGAUGAAAAAGCGAUCCGGCUUUUAAAUGCAAAGCCCAACACUUGUUGGCGCUUUGUCCCUUGAUAUCCGUCCCUUAAGGUAGCGAGGUUUCGCUGCAUCCGUCAACCCCCUCGAUUUGAACAUCAUCGUCAC
This is a messenger RNA of Xylona heveae TC161, 2147 nucleotides long. RefSeq names its product acetolactate synthase. The record is from RefSeq and is a predicted model, not a curated record. Gene Ontology annotation, biological process: L-valine biosynthetic process. Gene Ontology annotation, cellular component: mitochondrion; acetolactate synthase complex. The coding region runs from base 277 to 2040 and encodes 587 amino acids. Lineage: Eukaryota; Fungi; Ascomycota; Xylonomycetes; Xylonales; Xylonaceae. The transcript is spliced from 4 exons. Gene Ontology annotation, molecular function: flavin adenine dinucleotide binding; thiamine pyrophosphate binding; magnesium ion binding.